This is a messenger RNA of Soboliphyme baturini, 1209 nucleotides long. The record is from the annotation of a GenBank genome assembly. Lineage: Eukaryota; Metazoa; Nematoda; Enoplea; Dioctophymatida; Soboliphymatidae.
AUGUUGAGCUCUUUUUGUAAAUAUGCUCCGGUUUUCGACAGCAGGUGCAAACGGUACAGUUUUUACGUGAUCAUUGUAUUCGCAUUGUUCUGUUCGUUGUAUAUUACAUCGCGAAGCUAUGGGCCCUCCAGUCUGAUGUCGAUAGAUAGGGAGACGGGCGCAAGGACAGAAGUGGAAGACCCCAACGGCGGCGAGUACGAAUCACCGCAGUUUGCGGCCGUUGGCAUGGGAAAUUACUCGUUGUGGUCACCGUCGGUCAGCGAAACCCAGCUGCAGUGCGUGUCUUUCGACGACAUGAUGAGUGACGGUCAGCGAUAUCGGUUCGACAUCAACGGUUCUGAUGUUCUCGUGUUCUUGCAUAUCCAAAAGACCGCCGGCACGACGUUUGAACGCUAUCUGGUGCGGCAACUAAAUCUGCCACAGCCUUGCCAGUGUUGGCCGAAGCGCAAGAGGUGCACUUGCCUGCGACCGUCGGGUAGUGGCCACUGGCUCUUCAGUCGCUUCUCGACAGGAUGGAACUGCGGCCUGCACGCCGACUGGACUGAACUGAUCACAAGCGGCUGCGUGGACAAGUUCCUGAACCGAAGGGAGAAGCGCGUCACCCGCAGGCGCUACUUCAUCAGCACGAUGUUAAGGGAACCAGUGGCUAGAUUUAUUAGCGAAUUCAAGCACGUGCAACGAGGUGCCACAUGGCAAGCGACGCCGCACUUUUGCAAUGGUCGUCCUCCGUCGUCAGAAGAAAUGCCGCCGUGCUUCAACCCAGAGGUAGGUUGGGAAGGCGUGUCACUCGAGGAAUUCCUCAAUUGUUCGUCGAAUUUCGGCUUCAACCGCAUGACUCGCAUGUUGUCUGAUUUGACUACGGUAGGCUGUUACAGCCGGUCAUUACUCGACCCGAACUCGCGAAGCGCACUGAUCUUGGAGUCGGCGAAGAACAAUCUGCGAAAAAUGGCUUUUUUUGGACUGCAGGAGGACAUGCGCCGUUCGCAGUACGUGUUCGAGGAACUGUUCAGUCUUCGCUUUAAUAAGCCGAUGGUUAACCAGAUGGAGCAGAGUGAUCCCGCCGAAUUCACUGUCACUCAGCUGGAGCAUAUUAGAAACGCGAACCGGCUAGACAUCGAGAUCUACAACUUUGCCCGCCAACUAUUCUACAAACGAUUUCAACUGCUAAAAGCCAAAGAUAGUUUUUACGAAUUAAAUAUGGCUGUCUGA